AUGGGGCUCCAGGCUGGGACACCCUGGCUGCACCGGGACCUUGUCCUGCUGCCCACCCUGGUGGUGGCAACGCUGCUGCUCUGUGCCAGCGCCGGCCCCGCCGUGCCCGCGGCCAGCCCCCGCAGCCCCCCAGCGUUCCCCCCGGACUGCAGCCACCUCCGCAAGGGCAGCCCCAGCGGGGUGUACGUGAUCCAGCCCGCCCGCUCCCCCCCGCGCGUGGUCUGGUGCGACAUGGACACCGAGGGCAAGGGCUGGACCGUGGUGCAGAGGAACUCCCACGACACCGAGCUCACGUGGAAGCAAUCCUGGACCACCUACAAGUACGGCUUUGGCAACGUGCACAGCGAUUACUGGCUGGGCACCGAGUACCUGCACCUGCUGACGCAGCAGGGCACAUACAAGGUGCGCUUCGUGGUGCGGGACAAAGCCAACGUCACCCACUACGCCGAGUACGACAUCUUCAGAGUGGAGAACGAGGCCAGCGGGUACCCCCUGAGGCUGGGCAGGCACUCUGGAGAUGGGGAUGACUACCUGACCCUCUACCACCCCAAGAAGGGGGGCAUUCAUGACAACAUGAAGUUCAGCACGGUCGACAAGGACCAGGACCAGUACAGCGGGAACUGCGCCAAGAGCUACGGGGGGUGGUGGUACAACAGGUGCCAGAACGUCCUGCUCAAUGCCAAAAACUACAUUGUGUGGCCAGGAUUCUGUGAUAAAGGUGACUGUGCGUCCUCCCUGAUCCUGGUCAAACCCACAGAUGUGUGUUGA
Melospiza georgiana is the source of this 768-nucleotide messenger RNA. Its product is annotated as fibrinogen-like protein 1-like protein. The record is from RefSeq and is a predicted model, not a curated record. The coding region runs from base 1 to 768 and encodes 255 amino acids. The transcript is spliced from 3 exons. Lineage: Eukaryota; Metazoa; Chordata; Aves; Passeriformes; Passerellidae.